Molecule: messenger RNA, 1676 nt
Organism: Moneuplotes crassus
Lineage: Eukaryota; Ciliophora; Spirotrichea; Euplotida; Euplotidae
Source: the annotation of a GenBank genome assembly
AUGGAACCUAGCAAUAAGUCUGAAUACCUCCAAAACAUAAUAGAAGGGAUUGAUCUGACUGAAAACCUCAAAAUCAGAGCUGUUGAGACAGAAAUAGAAGCUCACAAAUACACCAUGGAAAAGAUAAUUUCUGAACAAUGAACCGUUGCUGAAGAACCCAGGGACCUCAAUAUCGAAAUAAGAAAACUUCAAUUGUCAGAUUUAAAGCACACAUGGGAAGACAGCGCCAAGGUCUUGCAAGCGAAGCAUGAUAAAUGGGGUAAGAAAGAAUUCCACGAGAAACUUGAGAACAUAACCCAUAAUUACAACUAUCUCAUGGAAGAAAUCUCUUCUGAAGAAUAUGAGGCCCAUUUGGAGAUGAUCCAAAAAGUAGCCGGUUAUGAGGAAAAAAUAGAGACCUUAAUAGAGAUAUUUGAGAAGAACAAAGAGCGUGAAGAAUACCUCAAGAACUUGCCAAAACCAAAGUCCUUCCUCUCAAAGAUCGCCAAAAGGAAUAAAUAAACUUGACCAGAAAGUUUAUAAAACUAAUGAACAAAUUAUUGAAGAGAAAAGGAAGAAAAGACUGGAACUAGAAAAAGAACAGAGGCUCAAAGCGAUAGAAGAACAUAAAGAGAAAAAGGAACAGCAGAAGAAAGAAAAAGAAGAAUUCGAGCAGGCAAUGGCUAAAUCAAGCAGGAAUAUAGUCCCUUUGUAUAAAAAGUUAGAGAAAAGGUUCAAACAAAAAGUUCUAAUGCCAGAGUUGGAGAAGAAGAAAGAGAAGCUCCAGACGCUUAGGAAUAUGCAUAAACCUGUAGACUAUGAACAGCUGAGAGAACAUGCUAGGAGUUAUAGUCAGAAGAGAGCUGAAACUUUGGAGAAACAUAGAGAGGAGCGAGAGAAAAAGAUCCUUGAGAAUCUCCAAAACCAACAAAAUCUAAAAAUACACAAACACAAAUCUAUGUUUAUGUUAAAUGUGUUGGAGCAAGAGCAGCAAGAAAAAGAGUCAGAUUUAAUAAAAUCAGCUGAACUACAUAACCUCUAUGAUAAGAGAAAGAAUUAUGGUGAGCUUGUGAAACAGAUGUACAAGCCAGAAAUCUCUAGAAAGAAGCAGAUUGAAAUGAAAAUUCAAAAGGCUAAGUUAAAGCACAUUCCUAAAGCAAAUACCAUUGAAUCAUUGCAUUCUGAAGGAAGGAGGUUAUCUCCAACUUCCUCUGGAAGACUCAACAGUCCGAAUGCUAGUGUUGGAAAAUCAGAAUAUAGAAACUAUUUUAGCGAGAAUAGCACUCUCAAACCUAUUAGAAGGUGGAAAGAGAAUGAAAUGAAACCAAUGACUAAGCCAAAACUAGCCCCAAUCGUCACUGACUACCUCCUCGAAAAGAGAAAGAUCAGAGAGGAAAAAUCAACAUUUGAGGAGGACUAUGGAGAAAAGAAGAAAAAGCCAAUAGAGUGGAAAUCACUAGUUGAAAAAAUGAGCCAAAAAGAAAAAAUUGAAUAUUUGAAAGUCAAAGCCCAGCAAAUAGAAGAGAAAGCACAUUUGCAAGACGAAAAGAAUACUAUCGAAUUUGAUGCGAAAGCUCAAGCUGAAACAGAUGAUAUGCUGAUAGAUGCUCUCAAAGCAAGAAUUACAGCGCUGGAAGAUGUGACUGGCUCAUAGCUAAUUUCUAUCUUAUGGUAGAAUAGCAUUAUUUAAUUUAUCA